Molecule: messenger RNA, 2498 nt
Organism: Styela clava
Lineage: Eukaryota; Metazoa; Chordata; Ascidiacea; Stolidobranchia; Styelidae
Product: melatonin receptor type 1C-like
Biological process (GO): G protein-coupled receptor signaling pathway
Cellular component (GO): membrane
Molecular function (GO): G protein-coupled receptor activity
Source: RefSeq, a predicted model, not a curated record
GCCAAGCAAUAACAUUUCAAACUUCUAAAUGUUCAGAACCUAAAAUUUGACAUAAACAAACUUAAAGUAAACCUAAAAGUUUCGACUGUAUCGUUAGCUUUUUAUCGGGCAUUUGUUUCUAUUGAGUACCGUACAGUAUAAUUGGUAUACCGAAAAACAAAUCUAGGAAUAAUGACAUCAGCUACAGACCUCAUUAAUGAAACAAUGCGAAGUAAUAUUUCUACGUCAUUACCUCCAGAAAGUACAGAACCGGAUUAUUGGCCAGACUUUGGAGCUUUACAAUACUUGGAAGUUAUAUACUUGACAAUCAUCACCGUCCUUGGAACGAUUGGAAACUUGAUCGUUAUGUUCUCCAUCGCACUAGAAAAAAGGGUUCAUGCUCAUGGAAAUAUUUUUAUCAUCAAUCUCGCCAUUGCUGAUCUAAUUGUAUCCGCUGUCAUUGUCCCGACGGUGAUAGCAAAUGUAAUAGCGAAAUCUAAUGCAUUGGAACACGUGUUUUGCAGCGUAAUUGGAUUUCUUGUGACAUCAACAUGCACUUGUUCAUUAUGUAAUUUAAUGUUUAUAGCAGUGAACAGAUACUGGGCUGUUGUCAGACCAAAUACUUAUCCAAAAAUGUUUCCAAGGAGACGUGUUUAUUUCAUGGUAGCAUUUACUUGGUUGUGGUCUGCACUUCUUGUAUCACCAACUGUCUUAGGAUGGGGAGGAUUAAAAUACGACGGGAAAAUGAUGAUCUGUUCCUGGGACGAUUCAAUUGCACCUUCCUAUACAUAUUUUAUAACAUUUGUAGCUAUCUUUAUGCCGCUUUGUAUUAUUGCUUUCUGCUACUUCCGAUUAUUUGCAACUGUAAGAGGCAGCGGUAGGUGGGUUCGAAGCCUUAGCGUUGGAAGUGGAAUAUCCCAAAACAAUGAGCAACAUCGACGAUCCAUGAGAAAAGAAAGAAGUUUAUUGAAAACGCUUUUGACUACUGUUCUUUUGUUCUGUUGUUGUUGGGUGCCUUUUGGUGCCUGCGUUCUCAUUAACCCUACCGGAACGCCAAAACAUGCAAAAAAGAUAUUUGGCUGGUUGGCAUUGACAAACUCUUGCGUGAAUUUUAUUAUUUAUGGCGCCAUGAACCCAGUUUUCAGACGUGGAUACCACAACUUGUUUCUCUAUAUAUUCCGCUGCAAAAGAGUCCAAUUCAUCAGCUCAACUAUGCUGCAUGGCUCCUUCUCUGAUAGCUUCAGAUCAGCUAAGAAGGGAAUUAAAGGAAAACUCAACGAUAAUGGCUUCCAAUCGCGAUCGGACACAAACAGAGAUAACUCAAGAAUAGACACAGUUGCCAAUGGACAGUUUCAGUCAUCUCAAAUGACACAAACAACUAUGGCAACAAAAGAUAGCCCGAUUACACAAAUCACAAGGAAUCGCACAACCGAGCCCAGCCCACUAGCGACUAGAAAUAUUGUGGUUCAACAACAGUCUUCCGAACUAAACAACGAAAGCUCCAGUAGAAAAUACAGUUUUCAAGAGAAGCCCAAUUUUGAUAAAUCAGUUGCAACAAAUGAAAACGAUCCAAAAUGGCGACAGAGACGAAACAGUGCAAUGCUGCUGCAACUCGAAAUGGGUGAUGAUACUGAUGAUGAAUUUUUCUUGGACCAAGAAGCUCGUUAUUCUCGUAGAGCUAUGUCUGAUAUUCCUGCAAGCAUGAACAAGCACACAAACAACAACGUUUUGAAUUCGUCAGAUCAUAACUUGAAUCACAAUAAUAAUGUCGAAUAUGGCGAGGAUGGCGAGGUUUUCAUUGUUCAACGACAAACAAAUAUUGUUAAAGUCAUUACAAUCUAAACUACCUAACAGGCCACAGUGUCAGCUUGAUGAAUACGCUCAAAAGCGGAAACGAUUACCGAAGUGACGAUAAUGAGUUCUAAUAUGGAGGACAUCACGAGCGAACAGCUAAUAAGGAAGUUAUGUGCAAACUAUAAUGAACUUUCAACAGUUUUAUGGAGUUCUGUAAAGAUCAAUGACCGUGGGCUUCAGUAACGAGAACUAGUCCUAUGUCUUUUCUACGUAUUUGUCAAUUUUUUUUUCACUUCAUCACUUUAAAAUCUAAAGAGGGUUGCCGUUGUAUGUAUACCGUACUUAACAAUUCGCUAUUGUAAGCUUGGAGGGACAUUUGAAUACAUACGCUUUCCAAAGAGCCCAAUGUAUAUCAACAACGGACAUCAUUAUGAGUUAAUUUACUGUGUUUUUAUUCUGUUUAUCUGUUAAAUAUGUACGAGUACUGAAUAAAUCUGUACCCAAGCAAAACCAAGUACGGAGCAGUAUACUAUGUUUUAUGUGUGAAGUAUGAAUCAACAGCGAGAUGCCACAUAUAGAGCAUUGAGCUCAUAUAUAAGAUCAAAAACCACUGAAAAUAUUCAUCGCCAAACAUUUGUCGUCCAAGCUAGAAAAAGUAUCAACAUACAGUUACUUGAAAGUCAGAUUUAGCCAUUGUCUUUCAUUUCCAAAACUAUAAAAUCUUG